AUGAAGUACGACGUCAUCGGCCUGGCCGAGAUAAGGCGUCGCUAUUCAUUCAACGCUGUCUAUGACACGGGAGCAGAAGUGUUCCUCGGAACAUGCGACAGUAGAGGAGUCGAUGGCGUCGGAGUUCGCAUCAACACGAAGUGGAACAAUAGCCGCUUUGACAAUCUUCGUCGUUUGCGAGCCGAUAUCAAACUACGACGGAAAAAAAGUCGAAGCGUUCUAAAUGGACUUGGAGAAGUUUAA
Molecule: messenger RNA, 243 nt
Organism: Angiostrongylus costaricensis
Lineage: Eukaryota; Metazoa; Nematoda; Chromadorea; Rhabditida; Metastrongylidae
Source: the annotation of a GenBank genome assembly